AUGAAGAAUACCAAGGCAAUGAAAUCCUUCGGCGAUACACCUAGAUCCGACAACUCGCCAGAGCUUUCUAUUCAUUUCAAACCUCUAAAUUUAAACGAAAGUUUAAACUCGACUAAGAAAUCGGCUACCAAACGACAAAAACCAAACAGUAUCCAUCAGUCCGGUAGCCCCAAAAAUCUACCAGCAUCAGCUAAAAAAACCACAGGUGUGAAAUUACUGCCGCCAAAGACCGCAAAGAAAGACUACACAACGUCAGAGUCUGACAGUGAUUCGCAAGAUGAGCCUCCGAAGAAGACAGUCGCCGUCGCUAAGCCGGCCGUGAAAGCAGGAGUGGCAGCUAAGGCAGCAGCAUUGUCGAAAAAGGCGUCUUUUUCCUCAGAUUCUGACAGUGAAUCUGAAGAUGAGCCGCCAAAGAAGACAGUUGCCCUUGCUAAGCAGAAUGUGAAGCCUGGAAUGGCAGCCAAGGCAGCAGCUAUGUCGAAGAAGCAGUCUAGUUCCUCAGAUUCGGACAGUGACUCAGAAGAUGAGCCGCCAAAGAAGACAGUUGUUGUUGCUAAGCCGGUGGUGAAGCCUGGAAUGGCAGCCAAGGAAGCAGCAACGUCUAAGAAGCAGUCUAGUUCCUCAGAUUCGGACGGUGACUCAGAAGAUGAGCCCCCAAAGAGGAAAAUUGCCGUGGCUAAGCCGGUGGUGAAGAAAGUGCUAGUGGGGAAAGUAGCCGCAAUUUCCAAGAAGGCUUCUAGUUCCUCAGAGUCGGAUAGUGAUUCAGAAGACGAGCCGCCGAAGAAAACAGUCGCCGUUGCUAAGCCGGCAGUGAAGGCAGCAGUGUCAGCUAAACAGGCCGCAAUGUCGAAGAAACAGUCUAGUUCCUCAGAUUCUGAUAGUGAUUCGGAAGAUGAGCCGCCGAAGGAAGCCGUAAGCGCGGUUAAACCGGUGGUAAAGGCUGCAGUUAAACCGGCAGUAAUUUCGAAGAAGGCGUCUAGUUCCUCAGACUCAGAUAGUGAUUCCGAAGAUGAGCCGCCAAAAAAGACAAUUACCGUGGCUAAGCCGGUGGUGAAGAAAGCGCCAAUAGGGAAAGCAGCCACAAUUUCUAAGAAGCAGUCUAGUUCGUCAGACUCAGAGAGUGAUUCAGAAGAUGAGCCGCCGAAGAAAACA
Messenger RNA from Dibothriocephalus latus, 1152 nucleotides. NCBI's taxonomy places the organism in Eukaryota, Metazoa, Platyhelminthes, Cestoda, Diphyllobothriidea, Diphyllobothriidae. The record is from the annotation of a GenBank genome assembly.